Molecule: messenger RNA, 1855 nt
Organism: Vitis riparia (riverbank grape)
Lineage: Eukaryota; Viridiplantae; Streptophyta; Magnoliopsida; Vitales; Vitaceae
Product: transcription factor MYB61-like
Exons: 3
Coding region: 140-1459 (439 amino acids)
Biological process (GO): regulation of stomatal movement
Source: RefSeq, a predicted model, not a curated record
UGCCACUUCAUUUUCUCAACCUCCAAGUCCACCCCCACCUCCUAUAUCCAUUUCAAAGCUUCUCCUGUUGCUGACAACUCAAAGUUUUCUAUACAAACUUUGAGCUUUUCCCCAGUAUUGUAAGUGGCCUGCGCUCCACAUGGGGAGGCACUCUUGCUGCUACAAGCAGAAGCUGAGGAAAGGCCUGUGGUCUCCCGAGGAAGAUGAGAAACUUCUGAUGCAUAUUACCAAGUAUGGACAUGGGUGUUGGAGCUCCGUCCCUAAACUGGCAGGUUUGCAGAGGUGUGGGAAGAGCUGCAGGCUAAGAUGGAUUAACUACCUGAGGCCUGAUUUGAAGAGGGGAGCAUUCUCACAACAGGAAGAGAGCCUGAUAAUUGAACUCCAUGCAGUUCUAGGCAACAGAUGGUCGCAGAUUGCAGCUCAAUUACCGGGAAGAACGGAUAAUGAAAUAAAAAAUUUGUGGAACUCCUGCAUUAAGAAGAAGCUUAGACAAAAAGGCAUCGACCCCAACACUCACAAACCGCUUGUGGAGGCUGAGAACGGACAAGACAAGCUGCCUAAUUCCGAUAAAAGCAAUGAAAAAGCCAAUGAACUGAACCUUGUUGAGGCCGAGAAUUUAAAGCCACUUUCAACUGCUGCGGAGCAGUAUCCAGUUGAAGUUUCUCCCAGUUCCAAGAUCAACAGCAGCAGCAAUGGAAACAAUUUGACACCACCCCAACCCACCCAGGAAUUCUUCCUAGAUAGAUUCGUUACCUCCCAUGAAAGCUCCACCACCAGCUGCAGGCCUUCUGGCUUGGUGGGGCAUUUCUCUUUUCAGCAGUUGAAUUAUGGGCCCAAUAUUGGGCUCUCAGUGAACCCUAAUGCCACUCUCUCCUUCAAUCCAAACUCCAGGUCUCCUGAGAUCAUUUCUGAAUUCAGUUCUAGUAUGACACCCACCAUUCUCCCAUCCAUGUUGAGCACAAUUCUCCCCACCCCAACAAGAAUUAAGCCUUCCAUUAGUCUUCCCUCCAGUAAUCCUUCAAUAGGCUCUUUUGAUGUGAACGGAGUCCAGAACUGGGAAGUCGGCACCUUCAGUAAUAAUGCCAGCAGCAGCAAUGGGAGCAGGAACAGUAUUGAACUGCAAAGUAAUAGUGCUUUCUUUGAGAACAACUUCUUCUCAUUGGGACUGGCAGAUUGCGGAAAAUCUGAUAAAGAAAACCAAAUCCAUAUGUUGGAAGGUGAUCCUGAAGACAUCAAAUGGUCUGAGUAUCUCCAUACCCCAUUUCUAUUGGGAACCACACUACAGAACCAAAGCCCUCAACCUAUCUAUAGUGAGACUAAGCCAGGAAUACAUUUCACAACAGAUGGGUCAAGUACUGGCUGGCAUCAGAACCAGCAGGAACAACCCAUACAAGCUUCAGCUGACAUAUAUACCAAGGAUCUCCAGAGACUUGGUGUGGCUUUUGGACAGAUUUGUUAACUUGUAUUUAACAUGUGGAGCCUCUAAUUCAAGGGACGAGAGAAUCACGGGGGGUUUUCAGUCCAAGAAGGAUUUGGAAAAAACAUCUUCUGGUCAGGUGUGUGCUAUAGAAUUUUCUUAUGAUUUUGUAAAUAGGUCUGAUACAAAAGGGCUGAGCUAUUUCUUAAUGAAUAUUUGUAAUGGAAACAAGCUUCUGUUCAUCUUUUUUCAUGGGAGUAUGGUAUGGAAUAAGGUUUCUUUUGAUGUCUAUUCCUCUUCUAUGCUUCAUUUGUUUCGGAUUCAUAGGUUGUGAUUCUGUCCCUGUAAGCAAUCAAAAGGCUUUUGUCUAGAGCUUCUGAGUUUUUUUGCCAGUAUCAUGGCUUUUGCCUACACAGUAAGAAAUUCAAAAUCCAUGGA